AACUCUCCAACUCUCCUGCGGAAGACGUCGGGGUUGCUUUUACACUUUUGAUUUGAAGGCGGUUUGCUUUUGUUUCUUUGGACAGAAAUUCAAUAUGUCAGACGAGCAGCUUCAGGGACUGAGCGAUGAGGCGGCUGAAAAAGCUUGCAAAGAUCCGGAUCCUUUGACAAAGGACUUCAUGAUGCAGCAGACUAUGCUAAGAAUUAAAGAUCCAGUGAAAUCAUUGCACUUCUAUACCAAGAUCCUGGGAAUGACUUUGCUUCAGAAGUUUGAUUUUCCAUCAAUGCGUUUUUCUCUGUACUUCAUGGGCUAUGAAGAUAAGAAGGAUAUUCCACAUAAACUGGAAGAGAGAACUCCAUGGACUUUUUCUCGUCCGGCCACCCUAGAACUGACACAUAAUUGGAGCACAGAGAAUGAUGAUGGUUUUUCCUAUCAUAAUGGCAACUCUGAUCCAAGAGGUUUUGGUCACAUUGGGAUUGCUGUACCUGAUGUCUAUGCUGCAUGCAAGAUGUUUGAGGAACAAGGUGUUACCUUUGUCAAGAAGCCAGAUGAUGGUAAAAUGAAAGGCAUUGCCUUUAUUCAGGACCCAGAUGGCUACUGGAUUGAGAUUCUCAGCCCUAAUACUAUGCUUUCCAUCACAUCUUAGAAGGAGGAGUAUAUAGUGUACUAAGUGGAGUACAGAAGAAGACCUGAGGAUUUAAAUGACUGUAUGCUGUAUUCUAAAGUUGAAUUAAUCAUCUGCCACCCCCCACCCCACCCCUAAAUAAUUAUCUCUUAUGAAGUUGCACAGAAAAACACCUCCGUUAUGUGAUAAACAACCAGCUGAAAUUAGAUGGAUAUGUAAUAAAGUGGCUACCUGGAUGCUUUACUUGGAAAAAGAACACAUUUUUGAAACUCUGGGCUGCCUGGCUGAAGAUUUAGUAAAUUCUCAUCAGUUUCAGUUAACCCUUCAUAACUUUUCUGUACACCCCUGUGGUGCUACUUUAUUUUAAUAGUAAUAUGUUAAUUGGGGUGCUUCUGUAUGGCAAUAAAAUAUUGUCUGUGUAA
This is a messenger RNA of Erpetoichthys calabaricus (reedfish), 1047 nucleotides long. It is a transcript of the gene glo1, whose product is annotated as glyoxalase 1. The record is from RefSeq and is a predicted model, not a curated record. Gene Ontology annotation, molecular function: lactoylglutathione lyase activity; metal ion binding. The coding region runs from base 95 to 646 and encodes 183 amino acids. NCBI's taxonomy places the organism in Eukaryota, Metazoa, Chordata, Cladistia, Polypteriformes, Polypteridae. The transcript is spliced from 6 exons.